This is a messenger RNA of Caenorhabditis auriculariae, 4098 nucleotides long. The record is from the annotation of a GenBank genome assembly. Lineage: Eukaryota; Metazoa; Nematoda; Chromadorea; Rhabditida; Rhabditidae.
AUGGUGAAAGACAAAAAACGGAGGUCGGCAGAUACUACACUGGCCCCAGUUGAAGCGACACCAACAAAAAUAGAGAACGGCUUGACUCCAACAAAGAUCAUAACAAAAAUAAAUGGGAAAUCUGUGAGUUCAAGCUGUUUUUGUUUUGAAUUAAACUUUUCCAUGCCCUAGCUUUGAACUUUCAUUUCUUUUGAUGUUUGUCGUUUUCAGAUGGAACAUACGAACGGCCACAUCAGCAAGGAUGCUGCGAAAACGCCCACCAAAGAAAAAGAAAGCAAAAAUGAUGAUCGCACAUUAAGCUCGAGAGUUGCUUCAUCACAGUGAUUAACUAACGAAAAUUCCCAUUAAUUAAACGAAUUUUCAGAGAGACUACAAAAAAGCAAAGCACGGGCGGUUCUUUGUGCGUACUGUUAACUCAAGGUAUCAUGGCCAACGACGAGGAAAAGAUCAAUUCCGUUUUGCGCAACGAUAGAUCCGACGUUAUUCAUGUUGGAUAUUUCUGAUUUGAUUUCAAAAAAAAAACCAAAAUGUUGCAGAGCACACUUCGCGAGAUCCAGACGAUGCAUCUUCUUCCAUUAUUGAAGGCCAUUGAACUUCGAUUGCGAACUCGCAAAGCAGUGAAGUUAGUAAUUUCUGUAUUCUUGUAAUCUGUGCAUUUUUCAGUAUCAGACCAUGGCUUCGCUGGUCUCAGGCCCUUAUCUCUUUACAUAUGCCGUAUCUUAGCUCUGUGAGUUGGUCAUUUAUUCAUUUAUUUUUUUGAUGAUGAGUGCGAAAAAUCGCGAUGCUUAUUCAUUUAUUAUCCUUGUGAGUUAGUUUUUUUGAAUUCAAAUAUAUUUUUUUUCUUUUUAAAUUCUCUGUUACUUUUUUUAAUUACCGAAAAAAAUAUAAAUUUGAUAAAGCGAUAAUUAGGGAAAAAAAUGAGUUUCGUGGUAGAUAUUCCGGAAAAAUGAAAGUUAUGUUUGUUAUUUGUUGAGAUCUCUACUUGAAAUAAGUUCAAAACAAAAUAAUUCCUCAAAAAUCAUUUUCCACCACAAUAACGGCAUUUAAAUUAUGAUAACUGCGUAGAAACAAAAAUGGUUUCGGUUUUUCCUAUUUAAGAACCGACGUUGUAAUAAAUUAGAGAAGCAAAUAUUUUUUGAAGAAGUUAUUCACACCCUUCAAUUUUCUCCACACUUGCAGCUUCCUAAUUUGGAGAAAGAAGUUGGCGGUUUACUUGCGUGGAUGCGCUCCAGAGCCGAUCACCAGAAAGAGUUGCUUUCUCUGCAAGGAAAACUUUCCAUCAUUUCUGAUCAGGUUCAUUGGAAAACUUUCUCUUGUUCUAACUCUCCAAAAUUUCAGAUUCAACGGCGCACAAUGAAAGAUGUUGUUCCUCAACAACCAUUGAUCAUCUUUAAUAAUGGUUUUUUGGUUUUUUUUUUCUUCUUUUUCUAGUAUGUACAGUAGAAGUAUCUAGUUGAGAGAUUGAGUUGAAACGAGAAAAAUCAAUGUAUUUCUGUUUUUCAGGAAACUUGAAAAAAAUAUUUGGGUUUUUUUUCAAACUUUGAUAGUUUUGUUGUUUUUUAACGACGAAAGCAAUAAUAUCUUGUCAAAAAUUUCACUCCAAUACUUUCAAUUCUUGGGCUUUUCAGGUUUGUUUCGUAGCCUUUUUUAAGGAGAAAAGUUUCCAAUUUUUCGUUUAGCGAAGCUACUUUUUUGGUCGGUUUUUUUUUUUCAGUUCUCGUAUUUCUAGUUCAAAACGCAAAAGAUAUGCGUUAGCUGAUUGAUGACCCGAUAUUCAGUACCGUAAAAUAUGGGUUAACUUUCCAUUGUUUCGCCCUCUUUUCUCUUAUCGCCGAAUUAUACUCCGGCUAAUUUUUUUUUGGUUUGCACUCUUUUUCUUCUAGAGAACAAAUUUGAUGCAUUCGAAAACUCGUUCUUUAUCUAUCUGUAGUGUUAUUUUAAAAGCUCUUCGAUCGCGCAGAUUUUUCCUAAGCAUCAACGCUAUGUCUACAGUUAAUAAGUUUUUCAGUACUUUUCUUAAUCAGAAAAAAAAACGGAUACACGUAUUCAGGGUUUUGAAACAAUUUGAAACUGUAUGCUUUGACAAUCUAAUGGACUCGAUACUUUCGAAGAGUUCUUGGUGACCUUGACCAACUGUUCUUGACCGGAGAAGAACGGGAUAGUGUUUUUUGAAAUUCACACAAUAAUUCUUUAUUCUCCCAAGGUGGACAAAGCGAACCUUCACGUUGAAUUGUUGCAUAACUUGUAUUUUUUUAUCGUCAUGAACCUGGCUUGAGUUGCUUGAUUCCGUUAGAUUUUCUCUUCACUCUGGUUGUGUUGGAGUAGCGACGUUGAAAACCGUUCUUCUUGACCUAAAAAUUGAACAAAAAAGAGCCUAGUUUAAAAGUCGUCCUCUGUUUUCUAUGUGAAAAAAAAUUAAUUUUAUAUCAAUUUCAAAUUUGUUCUAAAAAUUCGAAAAUCGAAAAAAAAGGGAGGCAGUUUUAGUAACGUCAUCUCAAUUUGAAAUCCGACUUCCUGUUUUAUUUAUUUCUCGUCAUAUUCAAUCAACUCUGUGAGAAAUGUUCAUUUAUGGUAUGUUUUUAAAUUUCACCAGCCUUCAUAAAAUUGAUGCAUAAUUUGAAGUUUCAUUAAAACUUUUCAGGUCGUUUUUUUAAUAGAGUUUUAUUGAAUCGCUGUAAGAUAAAUUCUAGUUUCCUGCUAAAUUUUUUUUCCAGAGAAAUUGAAUUUUUUUAUUAUUGAUUAAAAAACGUAUUGAACUCCUAGAAAAAUUCUUGCAUUCUUACCUGUAGCCUGUUUUUUUAUAAAAAAUAAUGCUGAAGCCCGAGCAAUUUCGAUUAUUAGUCUCCUGGAAUAAAAAAAAACAUUUCCAUCAGUUAAAAUAAGAUUUCGAUUUCUCAUUCAUUUAAGAUGUCGACUCGGAUCCGGAUGACCUGGAAAGCCUGGGUUCGGAUGAAAGCGGCGAAAGCAGCGAAGAAGACUGGUGGGACGACAAAGAACUGAAGGGAGACGAAGGUGCGGAUGGUCCGACACCCCUCAAAUAUUUUUCUUUCCGUUUCAGACGAUGAAUCUGAAAACGAAAUAGAAGAAUCCGACGGCGAGGACGACGACUCUUCUGAGAACGGGAAUUUCGACGAGGACAUGCAAGAGGCCGGCGCUUCUGGUUCCGAGGUUCGUUUUGUUUGUGGGAUUGCGAACGAAAUUCAAUAGAUGAAAUCCCUCGAAUUUGCUUUUCAGUCAAUCAAUAUUUCUUCUUAUUCGAGAGGAUUCUGGUUCUUUUUCCAUAAAAAGAUGGGUAGUGACUCAAAAGAUUGUAGAAGAAUCUAAAAAGAGUUACUUUUGAAGCAUUAAAAACUAAUUUUUUUGUUUUAAUGAAUGGAAAGGUUUAUUCCUAAAAAAAUAUUUGAGUUCUUGCUGUAAGGAAGUUUGAGUCACAUUUUUUUCCGAAAAAAAGGAAGAGUAUCAACUAAAAAGAAAAAGUUAUUCAGAAAAAAAUAUUUUUUUGUCUCACCGAAGCUUGAAAAAUAGGAUCACAUUGCCUUAUGCCUUAUGAAAUUUCACCAUUUUUUUUAUUAAGACCUUUUUUGGUUCUCACAGAAAAGAUGAUAUUUUAUGUGAAAUUUUGGCCUUGAACGGUUUCUUGACCUUAAAAAGAGAGUAAAAUUUGAAAAAAAAAUUGGGGCCGUUUUAAAGCGCCUUUUCACACUGAUAUUACUGAAUCUCAGCCCCAGGCAUAAAUACACAUAAUAUACCAAAGUGAUAGAUUCCGAUUUAACUAGCCUUCUUAUCUCUGGGUGUUGAGAGAGUUGUGGACAAAGUUUUAAAUUGCCAUACUCUACUUGGGAGUGGAAGCCGAUGUGUUAGAUUAUAGAGAAAACUAUAAGUAGGAUACCAUUCACUCAUUUAUCAACAGCUCUCCCGACUUCUUAAAAUUUUUACAAAUGUCGUCCUCAUUUGUUCAAAAAAAGUUCUCUGGAACAAUUGGAAAAAAAAGGCAACUAAAUGAAAUUACCUUUAUUCACUAAUAAAAUUUGUGAAAAAAAAAAUUUUCAGGACGAUUCGGAGGUGGGAGAUGAAGAUGAAGACAUGGAACAAGGAUAA